This is a messenger RNA of Castor canadensis (American beaver), 1479 nucleotides long. RefSeq names its product forkhead box D2 (gene Foxd2). Lineage: Eukaryota; Metazoa; Chordata; Mammalia; Rodentia; Castoridae. The record is from RefSeq and is a predicted model, not a curated record. Gene Ontology annotation, biological process: cell differentiation; anatomical structure morphogenesis; regulation of transcription by RNA polymerase II. Gene Ontology annotation, molecular function: RNA polymerase II cis-regulatory region sequence-specific DNA binding; DNA-binding transcription factor activity, RNA polymerase II-specific.
AUGACCCUGGGCAGCUGUUGCUGCGAGAUCAUGUCCUCCGAGAGCUCCCCGGCCGCGCUGUCUGAGGCAGACGCAGACAUAGACGUGGUGGGCGGUGGCAGCGGUGGGGGGGAGCUUCCAGCCCGCUCGGGGCCCCGCGCCCCCCGGGACGUGCUCCCCCACGGCCACGAGCCUCCCCCGGAGGAAGCCGAGGCAGACGUAGCAGAGGACGAGGAGGAGUCGGGUGGCUGCUCGGACGGCGAGCCCCGCGCUCUAGCGCCUCGGGGGGCGGCAGCCGCAGCGGGAAGCCCGGGGCCAGGCGCGGCGGCUGCGGCGGCCCGGGGCGCGGCGGGGCCGGGGCCGGGACCGCCGUCGGGGGGCACGGUGACGCGGAGCCCGCUGGUGAAGCCACCCUACUCGUACAUCGCGCUCAUCACCAUGGCUAUCCUUCAGAGCCCCAAGAAACGCCUGACACUGAGCGAGAUCUGCGAGUUCAUCAGCGGCCGCUUCCCCUACUACCGAGAGAAGUUCCCCGCCUGGCAGAACAGCAUCCGCCACAAUCUCUCACUCAACGACUGCUUUGUCAAGAUCCCUCGCGAACCGGGCAACCCGGGCAAGGGCAACUACUGGACGCUUGACCCGGAGUCGGCAGACAUGUUCGACAACGGCAGCUUUCUAAGGCGCCGCAAACGCUUCAAGCGGCAGCCGCUGCCGCCGCCGCAUCCACACCCGCACCCUCACCCUGAGCUGCUGUUGCGUGGCGGGGCUGCAGCGGCUGGGGAUCCCGGAGCCUUCCUGCCCGGCUUCGCCGCUUACGGCGCCUACGGCUAUGGCUACGGUCUGGCUCUCCCGGCCUACGGCGCACCCCCGCCGGGGCCGGCCCCGCACCCGCAUCCACACCCGCACGCCUUCGCUUUCGCCGCCGCCGCGCCUUGCCAGCUGUCGGUUCCCCCAGGCCGCGCCGCUGCGCCUCCACCCGGACCUCCGACGGCCUCGGUGUUCGCGGGCACAGCCUCCGCUCCGGCUCCUGCGCCUGCCCCAGGGUCGGGUCCGGGCCCCGCGGGCCUGCCAGCCUUCCUUGGCGCGGAGCUGGGCUGCGCCAAAGCUUUCUACCCUCCGUCUCUGAGUCCUCCUGCAGCUGGCACCGCGGCCAGUCUGUCCACCGCACUCCUGCGUCAGGGCCUCAAGACUGACGCGGGCGGUGGUGCGGGCGGCGGGGGCGCUGGGGUAGGGCAGAGGCCUUCCUUCUCUAUAGACCACAUCAUGGGCCACGGUGGUGGCGGGGCAGCACCUCCGGGCGGCGGCGAGGGCUCACCCGGAUCGCCGUUCGCGGCAGCCGCGGGUCCCGGGGGUCAAGCCCAGGUCUUAGCCAUGCUGACUGCCCCGGCCCUGGCUCCGGUGGCCGGCCACAUCCGCCUCUCUCACCCCGGGGACGCGCUUCUGUCCUCAGGGCCCCCGUUCGCUAGCAAAGUUGCCGGCCUCAGUGGCUGCCACUUCUGA